Messenger RNA from Conger conger (European conger), 1064 nucleotides. Its product is annotated as nucleolar protein 7-like. Gene Ontology annotation, cellular component: nucleus. The transcript has 8 exons. Gene Ontology annotation, molecular function: RNA binding. The record is from RefSeq and is a predicted model, not a curated record. Lineage: Eukaryota; Metazoa; Chordata; Actinopteri; Anguilliformes; Congridae. The coding region runs from base 28 to 801 and encodes 257 amino acids.
AAACAACAUCUGAGGUUAAAGUUCACGAUGCCCUUCUCAGAUUCAAAGAUGGCGAAAAUUCAGCGUGGGAAUUCAGGCGCCCCAAAUGGUAAACAAAAAAGUAAGAAAAUGGCAGAAAAUACACAUUUAGGAAUCGCUUCCAGUGAAGAGGAUGACGAUGAGGCUCCCGAAGAGGUGACAUUCGAAGAUUCUAAAGCGGCGGCAUUACGGAGUAUGAGAGAAGCCAUUGAUACAGCAAGAAGAGAAAAAGAAUUACUGAAGGAAAAGCGAAGAAAGAGGCAGGAACUGUUCCAGGAACAAAAGCAGAAAAGAAAGCUUCUCCCUGAUGACAUCCUGGAGGAAAUAGACUCUACUGUACCAAAGAAGCCCAAGGUAUCCAAACCUCAAGUUGAAAAAGCAGGUGAUAGAGAGGAGGGGAGCUCCUCUGGAGUUGAGGAGAGCGAGGGAUCAGAUGCAGAUGAGGUAGAACAAAAGGGGGAGGAGGAGAAGAAGGAGAAGAAGAAGAAGAAGAGGCGAAAGAGACGGAGUUUGAAGGGGAACUGUAGCGUUAUGAGACUGAAGGACCAGUCUCUAUCCAGCAAGCAGCAGCAGAGCGCCCUCGAUUUCAUCCAGUCCCGUCUGUACGGCCCGGGAGCCAACAGAACCACAGUAAAUCAGCUCCUUUCACUGGAAAACAAGAGGGCCUUGAACAAAAGCGCAGCCGUGCAGUUUGUGGACAAGCAGUGGGGUGCAGAGAAGAAAGAGGAGGCAGAGAAGUUCAAAAAGAGGUGGAAGAACAAGCAGGGGGUGGGGCAGAGCUGAGGGCAGGGCCACGGCCACUGCAGGAAUGACCAAUCAGAUCAAACUGCAGCUAUGUUCCAAAAUGGACCAAUAAGACCAUGCAGUUAAACUAUUGGAGAGAUUUUUCUGUUCCUUUUUUUGUUUUGUUUUGUUUUGUAAAGCAUAAAUUAAGUUUUCCUCAAACCAUGUUUUGUACUAUAACAGGGUUUUUGAAGAGGUGUCAUUUAGUUUCGUACAGAUUUCCUUUACAUGCUGAAUAAAAUUUGUGCGCGCACUAAUCAUAA